Molecule: messenger RNA, 1188 nt
Organism: Rhodamnia argentea
Lineage: Eukaryota; Viridiplantae; Streptophyta; Magnoliopsida; Myrtales; Myrtaceae
Product: disease resistance protein RUN1-like
Exons: 2
Coding region: 10-933 (307 amino acids)
Source: RefSeq, a predicted model, not a curated record
CUUCGUCUCAUGUUGGACCAUGAGCAGCGGUACUGUUUUACCUAUGAGGGCCUUGAGAGCCUAUCCGGUCUAAGGUUCCUCGAGGUGGAAGGUUCGAUGAGAAAUUUUGAUGCAGAAGAAAGGCUUCGUUGGCACGAAUCGCCAUCAAAUGUUCUUCCAACUAAUGAGAAUUCAGUUCUCCUUCCACGAUUACGAUGGCUUUCGUGGAGAUGUUUUCCACCAACACUUAACAUUGCAAAUUUCUUCGUUGAGGAUUUGGUCAUUCUCAAUCUGUCUUGGAGUAAAAUUACAGAUGAUUGGAAAGGGUGGAGCCACAUGAAGGUGAUGAAGAAUUUGAAAGUUCUGAAUUUGUCCUAUUGUGAUAGUCUACAAAGGCUGCCAGACGAGCCGGGUAGAGGUCUUGCAAGCCUUGAAUACGUAUCUCUAAGUUUUUGCAGUUCGUUGAAGAGGCUUCCAGAUUCGAUCGGAAAUAUGAAAUCACCGAUUGAGUUGGAUAUAUCCUACUCGGGCAUCGGCGAGCUGCCCGAUUCCAUUAGAAAGUUGAAAAAUUUGAAAAGAUUGAAGAUGCAGGGGAGUAAGAUAAGCAAAAUACCCGAUACCCUUUGGAUGAUUGAAAAGCUCGAAGAAAUAGAUGCCUCCAACAUUAGUCCCAAAUUCCAUGUGAACAUUGGCAAUUGCAUCCACAAGAAUGAAUCCCUGAGGAUCUUGAAAUUGUUUAGCGCGGAAAUACACUUACUAGCAAGGCUUCCUGAAAGUCUUGUCACUCUAUCUCUUGGUUCGUUGGAGAUGGACACGUUUCCGGAUCUCUCAAACCUCACUAAUCUGAAGGAAUUGGAUCUGAGGUUUUCGUUUCUUGAUUCUGAUGGGGAGUCUUAUGGGGAGACUGAUGUGCUGUGGAAGAAUAUCCGAUACCACAGUGGAUUGGGAACUUGAGCAAACUGGAGUCUCUGGGCCUGCAGCUGUCAUUUUGUGACCACCUCACCAACAGACCUUGCCCUCCCUCCUCAACUCAAGCGGCUUCACCUCAAGUGCCCUAAACUGCGUCGCCUCCCGAGGCUUCCCUCAAGUUUAUGGUCCUUAGAAUUGGAAAGGUGCAAGUCACUUUGCUCGAUGGAGUCUCUGCACCUGAGCUCUCCUUGUGGAACCACCUCACCGACAGACCUUACCCUCCUUCCUCUUCUCGACCUU